UAGCAUUGACAUGUUCACCAUGCUCUGUUAACCACUGUGUACAUUCCAAAGAGCCAGAAUCACAAGCCCACAUCAAUGCAGUUUCGUUAUCAUCAUCCGUAGCAUUGACAUCUGCACCCUUGUCUGUUAACCACUGUGUACAUUCCAGAGAGCCAGACUCACAAGCCAACAUCAAUGCAGUCCAACCAUCAUUGUCCCUAGCAUUGACAUCUGCACCAUGCUCUGUUAACCACUGUGUACAUUCCAGAAAGCCAGACUUACAAGCCAACAUCAAUGCAGUGUCAUCCUCAUUGUUCCUAGCAUUGACAUCAGCACCAUGCUCAGUUAAUCACUGAGUACAUUCCAAAGAGCCAGUCUUACAAGCCCACAUCAAUGCAGUUUCACCAUCCCUGUUCCUAGCAUUGACAUCUGCACCAUGCUCUGUUAACCACUGAGUACAUUCCAAAGAGCCAGUAUUACAAGCCCACAUCAAUGCAGUCUCAUCAUCCGUGUUCCUAGCAUUGACAUCUGUACCGUGAUCAGUUAACCACUCUGUACAUUCCAGAGAGCUAGAGUUACAAGCAUGCAUCAAAGCAGGCCAACCAAUAUUGUCCACAAUAUUGACAUCUGCACCUCUCCUUUCCAAUAAAUCCAUUGUUUCUUUACUAAGUUUCAUAUUUCCCUGCAAUACCCACAGAAAUAGGUCUUUAGGGCAUUUGGAUAUUCUAUGGAGAAUCGACUGCAGCUGGUAUUCAUCUUUCCUAUCAAGUGCAUUUUUAAUCUCCUGAUCCAACAGAUCGGUAUAAGCAGCCAU
This is a messenger RNA of Owenia fusiformis, 793 nucleotides long. The record is from the annotation of a GenBank genome assembly. Lineage: Eukaryota; Metazoa; Annelida; Polychaeta; Sabellida; Oweniidae.